This is a messenger RNA of Blepharisma stoltei, 981 nucleotides long. NCBI's taxonomy places the organism in Eukaryota, Ciliophora, Heterotrichea, Heterotrichida, Blepharismidae. The record is from the annotation of a GenBank genome assembly.
AUGGGUUUAAAGUUUCUCAAUAAAAAAAGUUGGCAUACAGGCAGCUUCCAAAAUAUUGAAAAGGUAUGGAUAGCCGAGCAAGAAAACAAGGAACAACAGCGCAAGAUGAGGGAACUUCAGCGAAGGCUUAAAGAAGAAAGACACUAUGAAGAUCUCAAAAAAAUACAAGCAGAAAUAGGCUUGAUCCCAAAGUCUCAUCUGCAAAGGCUAGAUUGGAUGUAUGAAGGCGGGUCUAUAAAAAAUACAAGCAGUGAAGAAUAUUUAUUAGGGAAAAAAUUUGAAGAGCCUGACCCAGAAGCAGAAAAGCCGGAAUGGAGGCCAAUUCUUUGUAAAGAAAGCACAGCAAAUUCGAAUAAUGAAGCGUUUACGAAAGUCCAUGAAGAUCCUAUGUUUGCAAUUUUACAUGAAGAAAAACGUAGACGAGAAGAUAUUCUAUACAAAAUAAAUUUUACUACUAUAAAAAAUUAUUUUAUUAUUGAUAUAUAAAAAUUGGCUAAAAGCAUCAAAUUUAUCCAUAUACAGGAUAUAUUAAGUAACCCAAUAAAAAUGAUGCAAAUCAAAAAAGAAAUCGAAGACAUGAAAAAAGGAAAAAAAGAAAAGCACAAAAAACAUAAAAAACAUAAAAAACACCACCAUAAAGAUUAUAAACACAGCAGUGAUAGAUCUGAAUCUACAGAAAGCUCAAGGGCGCACAAGAAAUAUGGUCUCCAAGGCAAAGAAGUAGAUAUCGGGAAAAAUCUAUGCCCAGAUUGGGAAAUGAGAGAAAAGAAAAAGGAGCACUCAAGACAUAAAGAAGAAAUUAUUCCGAUGAGUGAAGAAGAAAGAGAAAGGAAAAUUGAAGAAAUGAAAAACUGUGGAGAAAUGCUGAAAAAGAAAAAAGAAAAAGAAUAUGAAAAACUUGAUGAAGGAAAAAGAAACCAUAGACCGAAAUUUAUUGAGAAAACUGGAAGAGAUGCAGUUGAAACCCUGAAGAGGAGAUAA